Impatiens glandulifera is the source of this 877-nucleotide messenger RNA. RefSeq names its product RING-H2 finger protein ATL8-like. The transcript has a single exon. The record is from RefSeq and is a predicted model, not a curated record. NCBI's taxonomy places the organism in Eukaryota, Viridiplantae, Streptophyta, Magnoliopsida, Ericales, Balsaminaceae. Bases 151 to 738 code for a protein of 195 amino acids.
GGAUAAGACACCGUCUCCUCCCUUUUGUCUUUCACUUCCAGACGCCCUCAUAUGGUUCGUUCACUCCCCCCUUUCCUUCUUCCUCUUUAAAAUCCAUUCCUAGUCCCAAUUCAUAAUCAAUCAUAUACAUUUCUUAUUUCAACUUUUCAAAUGACUCGUUUCGCUAGAUUUCUUGACCAAUCCUCAAAUUCUUCACCCAAGAAAGCUCUGGUCGCCGACCCACCGGAGACAGUUGAUGUAGAGCCCGACAUGGUCGUGAUCCUGGCCGCCCUUCUCUGCGCUUUAAUCUGUGUAAUCGGUUUAAUUUUAGUAGCUAGAUGUGCCUGGCUCCGUCGUGGCCCUGCCGGAAGUGUUGACGGAGGAGGUAGACGUCGCAGUUCAUUUAGAAGAGGGUUGAAGAAAAAGGUUAUACAGUCACUUCCUAAGUAUACCCAUGAUUCUACGGCAAAUAUGGAAAGUGUUGACCCGGCGGCGGCGGCGGCGUCGACGGAGUGUGCGAUCUGUUUGUCGGAUUAUGUGGAUGGGGAUGAGAUCCGGAUACUGCCACACUGUGGACAUAGAUUCCAUGUGUCGUGUAUUGAUACGUGGUUGGGAUCUCAGUCGUCGUGUCCUUCUUGCCGGCAAGUUUUAGUUUUUACUAGAUGCCGGAAGUGCGGCGAUUAUCCGGCGGUGUCUUGCGGCGGCGCCGGUGAAGGUGAGAUUAAGGGUGGAGUUGGAGGAGAGGGUAGCUGCGGUUGAAUUGAAAGCUCAAUUAUUUUAGGCCUAGUUUGGAAUAUACAGAUUACAGUAGUUGGUGGAUAGAAUAUGUGAAGAGAAUUGGUUAGGAAAACCAAACAAGUUCCUCUUAAUCCUAUUUAUAUUAUUAUUAUUAUUAUUA